Molecule: messenger RNA, 1815 nt
Organism: Priapulus caudatus
Lineage: Eukaryota; Metazoa; Priapulida; Priapulimorpha; Priapulimorphida; Priapulidae
Product: PIN2/TERF1-interacting telomerase inhibitor 1-like
Exons: 5
Coding region: 74-1252 (392 amino acids)
Biological process (GO): regulation of ribosome biogenesis
Cellular component (GO): nucleolus
Molecular function (GO): nucleic acid binding; telomerase inhibitor activity
Source: RefSeq, a predicted model, not a curated record
UUCUGAUUCGGCAGCAUUCCAAGCAAUAUGCGAAUUAGAAAGACGAACACAACUAGUAUUAGGUUCUUUAAAAAUGGCGAUGCUAGCGGAAAAGAGAAUCAAAACGCGAUAUUCGAGAGACCCUAGAAAUACUGCGUGGGCAAAUGACACCAACAAGUUUGGAGAGCGCAUGCUAAAACAAAUGGGAUGGAGCAGAGGCAAGGGUCUAGGUGCAAAUGAAGAUGGUAACACUGAACAUGUCAAACUUGACAUGAAGGAUGACAACAGAGGUGUGGGUUGCACUAACAUUCACGAUGACAACUGGAUUGCACACCAAGAUGACUUCAAUGCAAUCCUCACCCAACUCAAUGAGAGUCAUGGGAUCAAAAAAUCCAAAAAGAAGAAGAAAACAAAGAAGGACAAUGAGACAGACCUUACUCAAAGUCUAGAGCAGAAGUCUAAGAAGUCAAGGUCUAGAGUGCACUACCACAAGUUUACUAAAGGAAAGGACCUAACAGGUGCUAGUCAGGAUGAUCUGGCAUGCAUUUUAGGCAACCGGAAUGCCAUGUCUGCUCCUGCUACUCCUCUCACGAGAUCCGAGGUGAAUUCUGAUGUAGAAAGCGUGGUCUCCUGUCCUGAAGAGAAAACCGAGCAGUUCUUGGUAUCUUCCACUUCUGUUCAGGACUAUUUUGCAUCAAAGAUGAAGCAGCUGCAACAGGCACGAGCAGCAGCGCAGGGCAGAAUUUGUGCUACAGCGCAGGCUGCAAAUCCUAUAAAUGACGAAUCAAGUGAUGAUGGGCUUGGAAGGAAUGCCUUUGGAUUCGGUUUCUCUCAAGCACCAGUUGAUGAUGGGAUACCAAGGGAGGCAGGUGCGUCAUUGCAUCAAACCUUACUCUCUAGCCUCGCUCAAAAUAUGGAGAGUUCAGCAAAUGUAGAUAGUAAGAAGAAAAGAAAACGCAACAAGCUUGACGAGGAUAGUGGGGACAAACGAACUGAGGUGAUGCAUACUGAUGUGAACUCUGUAGGGGAUGAAAGUAAUAUGCCUACAAAAAAGAUGAAGAAGAAAAAGAAAAAACAUAAAUGUGUGAGUGAAGCCAGUUCAAAAUGUUCCACAGAAGAAACACCAACCUCAGAUCUACCUAAUAAGAAGAGAAAAAAGAAGGCUAAACUAGAUCGUGUUAAAGAAAAGAACCAGCAAUUCAAUAAAGACCUAGAUAUAAGUUCUACUGAAACAAAGCAAUUGAAAAGGAAAAAGAGUAAAAAGUCAAAGUAAAAUUGUGAAAGAUUGUUUUGUGAGGAUUUCACAAGUUUUGUGAUUAUUGUUAAUUGAAAAGGUAUAGUGGGAAGAUUGAUAGUGCUUAAACUUACCAGUACCAAAUUUCUUGAGUGGUGCUACUGUUACGUUGGAUUCCCGAUGUGUACGUUAUUAGGUAAUCAAACACUACAUUUUUACGCAUUGAUAUUUUUAGCAUUAUCAUAAUUUUACAUCAUGGUGUCGAAUCAUGAACAUUCAGGUCAGUCAAAUUUUGUUCACGUCAUAAUUAAUGUUUUAGAUUUGUUUCCUUUUUUUCAAUAGAUGAAUACUGCAUAUUUCUUAAAGUUAAAGAGAAGAAUGUCUAUAAUCUUAUAAUUUUCCAGUAUCAGUAAACACCAAAUCUUGCGGUUUCAGUUGAGUGAUUACACCAUAAGCUAACGCAUUCAGUUAUAGUUGGAAUAAUGUAGCUGUAUUUUAUUUACAUCAAAGAUUUGUACACUGAAAGGAAUGUGUGUAAGUAAAUAUACACAUCUGUUACUACAGUAAGUACAUAGCAUUAAAGAUUCACAACUAUUUUACAA